This is a messenger RNA of Phoenix dactylifera (date palm), 3046 nucleotides long. The record is from RefSeq and is a predicted model, not a curated record. NCBI's taxonomy places the organism in Eukaryota, Viridiplantae, Streptophyta, Magnoliopsida, Arecales, Arecaceae.
GUUCCCCAACCUCUAAUUCUUCCCUUCUCAUGGGUCCAUCCCCACCCUUCCCCUAUGGCUGCCUUCUCGUCUCCUCUCCUCCUCCUCCUCCUCCUCCUCCUCCUCCGGCGCUUGGUCUCCUCCGGCGCUGCUACCGUCUCCACCGAAUUCCUCUACCCCAACUUCACCGCCUCCACUCUCCAUCUAAUCAGCACCGCCGGCGUCUUCCUCGCCGCCCCCGGUGCCGCCUUCUCCGCCACCUUUCUUAACCCCGGCGGGCAGCAGCAGACCCGCUACUACCUCGCCGUCCUCCACUCUCCCUCCGACACCAUCGUCUGGUCCGCCAACCCUAGCGCCCCCGUCCCCUCCUCCUCCGUCCUCUCCUUCUCCCCCGCCGGACUCUCCCUCUCGUUCCCCAACUCCUCCCUCGCCUGGUCCACUCCGCCCCUCCCCCGCCCCGCCGCAGCCCUCCGCCUCCUCGAUUCGGGAGAGCUCCUCCUCCUCGACGCCUCCAACGCCUCCCUCUGGUCCUCCUUCAACCACCCCACCGAUUCCCUCCUCCCCGGCCAGCCCCUCCCCGCCGGCGCCGCCCUCUCUUCCUCCACCUCCAACUCCGACCUCUCUCCCGGCGACUAUCGCCUCCUCGUCACUCCCUCCGACGCCUUCCUCCAGUGGACCAAAAGCUCCCAGUUCUACUGGAGCUUUUCGACCGACAGCCGUUCCGUCAAGGACUCCAACGCCGAGGUCGCCUACGUGGCCAUCAACGCCACCGGGCUUGACCUCUUCGCCAACGGCAGCGGCGGCCCAAGGACCGUCUUCGAGGUGACCUUCCCCCCGCCAUCCUUCGCCGACGAGCUCCGCUUCGCCAAAUUGGACUCCUCCGGGCGGCUUCGGGUACUCAGUUAUGCGCCCAACAGAUCUUCGUCGAUGUUGGCGACCGAUUUCGUGGCUCCGACAAGCAGCUGCGAGCUCCCCUUCACCUGCAAGGUCCUCGGCCUCUGCAUCACCAACUCCAACUACUCCACCUGCACCUGCCCGUCCUCCUUCGUUUCAUCCCCGGGCGGCGGGUGCUCGCCGGCCGACGGUUCUGUUCUAUCCUCCUGCAGCAGCAGCAGCAGUGGCAGCGGCCUGCCACCUGGCUCCUACUUGAGCCUCGGAACUAAAAUCGGCUACCUUGCGACCAAAUUUGCUACGCCGGUAUCCUCCGGCAAGGAGAUCUCGGCGUGUCAAGACCUCUGCUCGGGAAACUGCUCCUGUCUCGGCUUCUUCUAUAAGAAUUCGUCCAAAUCCUGCUACCUCCUGAAGGACCAAUUGGGCUCCCUCGUCCGCACCACAGGGGAUUCCACGGACACCUCGGUCGCCGUAGGCUAUAUCAAAACACUCAAGUCCUCUCCCUCAACCCGAACAGAUCCCAAAUCAUCCACCCACUUCCUUCCCAUCUUACUCCCCUCCCUGGCCAUCGCUCUGCUCCUAGUCCUUCUCUUCUUCAUUGGCUUCCGACGGUGGAAGAGGAAAACAAACAGAACUGUGGAAAGAACCAGACGGGGCACCCGGAGAGGGAUGAAGCUCAACUUAGGGGCGGCGACGACGCCCUCCGACGAAGAGGAACGACCGGACAAAGACGACGAUGACGACAUCUGGAUCCCCGGUCUGCCGACGAGAUUCACGUACGCCGACCUCGAAGCGGCCACCGACGGAUUCCGCACCCGGAUCGGCUCCGGCGGCUUCGGCGCCGUCUACAAAGGCCAGCUCCCCGACAAGACCCUCGUCGCCGUCAAGAAAAUCAACAACAUCGGCGUCCAGGGCAAGCGCGAGUUCUGCACGGAGAUCGCCGUCAUCGGCAACAUCCACCACGUCAACCUCGUCCGGCUCCGGGGCUUCUGCGCCCAGGGAUCGAGAAGGCUCCUCGUCUACGAGUACAUGAACCGGAGCUCGCUGGACCGGUCUCUGUUCGGGCCCGGUCCGGUGCUGGAGUGGCAGGAACGGCUCGACAUCGCCAUCGGCGCGGCGAGAGGCCUCGCCUACCUCCAUUCCGGAUGCGAGCGCAGGAUAGUCCACUGCGACGUGAAGCCGGAGAACAUCCUCCUCCAUGACCGCAACCAGGUCAAGAUUUCGGACUUCGGCCUCGCCAAGUUGAUGAGUCCGGAGCAAUCCGGGCUCUUCACCACGAUGAGGGGGACGAGAGGGUACUUGGCUCCGGAGUGGCUGACCAACUCGGCGAUCUCGGACAGGACGGACGUCUACAGCUUCGGGAUGGUGUUGCUGGAGAUAAUAAGGGGGAGGAAGAACCGGUCGGAGGAGAGCUGGCCGGGGUCGAGCGGGUCGAGCGGGUCGAGUGGCGUGGCGGCCGGGAGGUGCGAUUAUUUUCCGAUGGUGGCGUUGGAGAGGCACGAGAGGGGGAGGUACGAGGAGCUGGCGGACCCGAGGCUUGACGGGAGGGUGAGCGGACCGGAGAUCGCGAGGAUGGUGAAGGUGGCGCUGUGCUGCCUCCACGAGGAGCCCGGGCUGAGGCCGAGCAUGUCGGCGGUGGUGGGGAUGCUCGAGGGAGUCGUCCCGCUGUGGGAGCCGCGGGUGGAGUUGCUGCGGUUCCUGAGGGUGUACGGACGGGGGUUCCUGAAGGAGGGGAGCAUGGGGAGUGGGGGUAACCAUACCGGCUCGGUGGCCAGUGGCGCCACCACCACCAGCGGCUCGUCGCCGCCGCCGGCAUCGUACUAUAUGUCGUCGCAGCAGCUGUCAGGUCCGAGAUAGCGGCGGGGAGAUUCGAUUCGGCGGAAGUACGAUCCGUGCAGGGAGCGGUACAACGCUCCCCUGUAUAAAUUUCCGAGCGGGAGUUGGUGUAGAAUUCAAUAAUUAAGUUUUGUUAAUAAGGAUAUGAGUAUGUAAUUUUUGAGAAAUUAUAUUUACAUAACUUUGCAUUCCAAAAUUAUACGCUUUUUUUUUAUAUAUAUAAGUAAGAUAUUUUAGUGAAUUGUAAUUUAUCGGAGAAAGAAAACAAACUGCCUGUAUCUUUGUAGAUGAUGCAACAAAAAUAUUACACCAAUGGAGAGUAUUGUAUGUUUUUCCUUGA